Lachancea nothofagi CBS 11611 is the source of this 1965-nucleotide messenger RNA. The record is from the annotation of a GenBank genome assembly. Lineage: Eukaryota; Fungi; Ascomycota; Saccharomycetes; Saccharomycetales; Saccharomycetaceae.
AUGCUCUUCGGACUCGUAUUUUGCACGGUGAUAGCGCUGCUCAAGGGCCUGGCGCUCGGCUCGCUCGCCAUUUCCGACUCCCAGCUGCUGGGAGACGUCCUGGACGCCAGCGACAACUUCAACGACGAAAGUGUGGUCAAGGCGUUCGUGGACGAGCUCGUGGCGCUGUCGCACUCGAGCAAAAACAUCUCUGCGUGCGACCAGUGUGUCACGAGACUCGCGGUGGGCAAGUCGCUGGCGCUGCUCAGACCCGAGCUCGUGCCUCGCGUCUUCACCAAGUGGUGCCAGAUCACCAAGUACAUGACCAACUCCACCUGCGUGAGCACCUUCGCGCGCAACACCGUCAAGUCCAGCUACACCGGCACCAACUUCGCAGACAUGCUGUCGCUGAUGGACCCCUUCGGCUACGACGGCCAGCUGUACUGCUGCUACAAGGAAUCCGCGUGCUCCAAGCCCAAGACCCCCAACGUCACGCUCUCCCACAUGUGGCCUGCCAAGCAAGCCAAGCACAGCGUCGCCCCCGUGCCCUCCGCCAACGACACUUUCAACGUGCUCCACCUCUCGGAUUUCCACAUCGAGCUCGACUACACCGUUGGUGCCGAGGCCAAUUGCUCCGCUAGCAUGUGCUGCACGCCCCACUCCAGUAACACUUUCGCCAACAUCACCUCCCAUCCACAACAAGCCUGGAACUCCUUCUACGACUCCUCUUACAUGAACGAUACUUUUGUAAAGGGCUCUUCCGUGGACGCUUUCAAGAACGGGUCCAUCUGGUCCCCAGCCACUACUUUCGGUAACUACAAAUGUGACGCUCCCGAAGUCCUCAUCAAUUCUUCCAUGAACUCCAUUGCUCAGUACAGCUCCGACAACAACAUCGAUUUCGAGUUUGCUAUCUUCACCGGUGAUAUGGUAGACCACGAUGAAUUCUCGUUGACCAGCUACAAGAUGACUGUGGAAUCCGAAGAACUUGUGUUCAGAGACAUCAAAAACAAAUUGGGCGAUGUCCCAGUGUAUGCCGUCAUGGGUAACCACGAUAAUUUCCCAUACGGUGAAUUGGCUCAAGAAAACCAUGGAUUCCUCAACUACUUCUCGUACAACGCAGAGCUUAUGGCCGACUUGUGGGAAGACUACGGUUGGUUAGGUCCUAAAGAAUCCCAAUACGCCCGCAAACAUUACACCGGUUUCUCCGUCGAAACUACAAUGGGCUUAAAAGUUAUUUCUUUGAACUCCAAUGUUUGGUACAAGAAGAACCAUUACGCAUACUGGAACUCCACGCAGCCCGACACCUUUGGUCAGUUUGAAUUUUUGAUAGACGAACUAGUGGCUAGUGAGAAAAUAGACCAAAGAGUUUGGAUUAUUGCCCAUAUCCCAUUCUCUUCAGAUGCUUUACCACUACCCGCAAAGAUGUUUGCUGAGGUUGUGGCAAGAUUCUCCCCUUACACCAUUGCAAACAUUUUCUUCGGUCACACCCAUUUGGACCAGUUUGAAAUUCUUUACUCAGGCCCUGGCAACGAUGCCAAGACGAUCGAAAAUGUUGUAGCUUCCUCUUGGAUCUCCCAGGCUGUGACUCCUUGGGUCAACAACAAUCCAUCGUGGAGAUAUUACACCGUUGACAAGGAAACUUUCUCGGUUAUGAAUGCAUACAAUUUCUACACCAAACUUAACGAGACCUUUGCCAACAACGGUGCUGAGCCUGUGUGGGAAUUAGAGUACUCUUCCAGAGAAGGUUAUAACAUCACUUGGCCAGAGACUGCGCCAUUGAAUGCUACCUACUGGCACACGGUUGCUUCUAAGGUUAACGAAUCUGUCGAAUACAAUCAAAUGUACGAAAACUACGCCAUGAGAUUCUCUCCUUACGUGCCAAAUUGUGCAAACUCUACCUCUUGUGACCUUAACUACUGUUUUUUGACCUCCUUCACAGUUGAUCAGUACGAUGAUUGUGUAGCCAGCGUCAAAAGCAAAAAAUAG